GGGCAAUCCGCUAUAUAAGCUUCAGCUGUUCAUAUCGUUUAAGCCUCUUUCGUUUUUUUUGCCUUACGGUCCGGUCCGUCUGAAAAUCAAACACUGAAAUCCGAAGUGUUCUGCACCCAACAAAAAUUCAGAGAAAAAAGAGACGUGAAAUGGAGGAGUCUUAUGAGUCGUAUCCCAGUGAAGAGCAGCAGAUCGCCGCCCUUGAAGCCGCUCACGCGACGGCCAAUCCCGAUCACGGUUGGCAGAAGGUGACCUACGCCAAGAAGCAGCGGAAGCAAAAGCCUCAGACCGCCGCGGAUCCCGCCGGCAAAAUCAACGGUGUCCUCGUUGGUCACGACAAAGGGAACGUAUUUAAGUCCUUGGAGCAGCAAUCCGAGGAGCGGCGCCGAAGGAUUCUUGAAGCCGAGACAACUCCCAAUGCAGCCGCCACCACCGCCAGGGCCGGCAGAUCAAGGGAUCGAUCUGACGACGACAGCGACGAUGAUGACGACAGCGACGAUGCAAGGGUUUCCAAAGAGAAUGGCAAGGGCGGCGAGGAGAAGAAGGUGAAGCAGAAGAAGCCUAAGAAGCCCAAGAUCACCGUGUCCGAAGCUGCUGCUAAGAUCGACGAGUCGGAUCUCGCUGCCUUUCUCUUGGAUAUAUCUGCUUCCUACGAGGGGCAGCAGGAGAUACAGCUCAUGAGAUUUGCGGAUUACUUUGGGAGGGCUUUCUCGGUUGUAAGUUCGGCCCAGUUCCCAUGGGUGAAGUUGUUCCGGGAGAAUCCUCUGACCAAAAUUGCCGAUGUUCCCUUGUCUUACAUUUCAGAACCUGUAUUUAAAACAUCUAUUGACUGGAUCUCUCAACAUUCAGUUGAGGCACUUGGGUCCUUUCUGCUAUGGUGUGUUGAUGGUAUCCUUGCAGAUUUGGCAAGCCAGCAGGGUGGUCCCAAAGCCUCCAAGAAGGGUGGGCAGCAAACAUCAUCAAAGUCCCAGGUUGCCAUCUUUGUGGUUUUGGCAAUGGUCUUGCGCCGCAAACCUGACGCUUUGAUUAGCAUAUUGCCAACAUUGAAGGAAACUUCAAAGUAUCAAGGCCAAGACAAGCUUCCAGUUAUUGUAUGGAUGGUCGCUCAGGCCUCCCAAGCAGAUUUGGCUGUGGGGUUGUUCUCAUGGGCACAUAACCUCUUGGCCAUUGUGAGCGGCAAAAAUAAUAAUCCGCAGUCUAGGGAUUUAAUCUUGCAACUAGUGGAGAAGAUUUUAGCUGCUCCAAAAGCUAGGACAAUUUUAGUAAACGGUGCUGUUAGGAGAGGGGAACGUCUGGUUCCACCUUCUGCAUUAGAGAUGUUGCUGAGGGUUACCUUUCCUACAUCUUCCGCUAGAGUAAAGGCUACAGAGAGGUUUGAAGCAAUAUAUCAUACCCUCAAAGAGGUGGCUCUUGCUGGUUCUACUGGAAGUAAGGCUAUGAGGCAGGUGGCACAGCAGAUAUUGACCUUCUCUCUGAAAGCAGCUGGGGAAAGCAAUCAAGAGUUGUCCAAGGAAGCUGCUGGCAUUUCCAUAUGGUGUUUCACCCAGAAUCCCGAGUGCUACAAGCAAUGGGUUAAGGUGUAUGAGGACGAUUUAAAGGCAAGUGUUGCUGUUCUUAGAGGGAUUUCUGAGGGAUGGAAGAACUUCUCGGAGAAACUGGCUCCUUUCGAUCCUCUCAGGGACGCUGUCAGAGAGUUUAGGCAAAAGAAUGAGAAAGCAAUGGCCAAAGGGCACAACGAUGUACUGUACAAGGAAGCAGACAAGUACUGCAAGGGGAUACAGAGUAAGCUAUCAAGAGGACAUGGCUGCUUGAAAGGUAUGGCCUUUGUGGUCGUGGCAAUGGCUGUUGGAGCUGCCGUCAUGUCCCCAAACUUGGAGGAUUGGGACUUGAAGAAGCUGUCGGUGUUGAUCAACUCUCAUUUGUCUUCUUACUAGUGAGCACAAGGAUGCCUGCCCUUAAAUUAUGUGACUAGAUCUGAACACCACCAACUGAUGGAAAGCAUCUCCAAAAGUAGCUUCCGGUUUAAGUUUUGUACCUUUGCUCCCCCGGCUUCCAAUACUGAACUGAACGAGAGCAGGUAGAAAGUUUACUUUUCUUUUCCCCCCUUGUGUUUAGAGGACACUGGUUUGGUGUGGGUCACGGUCUUUGUUUCACAUAGGUCUAUGAGAAAGAUAGGGUGGCUGUGUUUAUAUCAGAGAAGGGGAAAUGCAGUUUGGCCAACAGAAGAGGUAAUAAAGAUGAGGGAAAUUUUUAGGGUUUUCGUGUGUCAAAUGGAUGAAUGAUAUAUUUAUUUUAUUUAAUCGGUUAGAGACUUUUAAUAAAUGAAGUUUUCUUUGUCUUGUGUCCAUGCAAUGCUGGUGGUUUGUAAUCUUCUCCUCUCGUGCGAAUGGUGUUUUAGCAGUUAUUCUGUCAUCUUCUCCAAAAGAAUAGACAUGUUCCGCAAAAGAAACUUGAUUGACCCGACGACGCGGUGGGAAGGGAUGCUCCAG
This is a messenger RNA of Linum tenue, 2489 nucleotides long. Lineage: Eukaryota; Viridiplantae; Streptophyta; Magnoliopsida; Malpighiales; Linaceae. The record is from the annotation of a GenBank genome assembly.